Molecule: messenger RNA, 2590 nt
Organism: Capsella rubella
Lineage: Eukaryota; Viridiplantae; Streptophyta; Magnoliopsida; Brassicales; Brassicaceae
Product: pentatricopeptide repeat-containing protein At2g37230
Exons: 1
Coding region: 109-2382 (757 amino acids)
Molecular function (GO): protein binding
Source: RefSeq, a predicted model, not a curated record
CCUUCGAAGCUCUUUCUUUCAUUUCAUGGUGGAUUGUAAUUUUCAGAAACAUUAGAUUUCUAUAAUCGAAGGUUCCCAUUUCAGAUUACGGGAAUUUCAUCUCCUGUAAUGGCUUUCAUUUCCAGAUCGAAACCCUAUCAGGCAAGAGCAAGGGUUUAUCUCUCGCUUCCCAGAUCGUCUGACUCGUCUCUCUUCUCACUCCCCCGUUUGUUCAGCUCAGUCGAAGACAUCCAAACUUCAGGAGACGCAAACCCAGAAACCCAAUCCGCAGAUGCAAAGCCCGAGACUAAGAAUCUGGGUUCUUCAACGGAGACGAGGCCGCUCAGGGAGAGAUUCCAACGAGGUAAGCGUCAAAACCAUGAAAAGCUAGAGGAUACAAUUUGUAGAAUGAUGGAUAAUCGUGCUUGGACGACACGUUUACAGAACUCGAUUCGAGAUCUUGUACCCGAAUGGGAUCAUUCUUUAGUGUAUAAUGUGUUGCACGGUGCUAAGAAGCUUGAGCACGCUCUUCAGUUUUUCCGGUGGACGGAGAGGUCUGGAUUGAUUCGUCAUGAUAGAGAUACGCAUAUGAAAAUGAUUAAGAUGCUUGGCGAGGUUCAGAAGGUUAAUUACGCUCGGUGUAUUUUAUUGGAUAUGCCUGAAAAGGGUGUUCCUUGGGAUGAGGAUAUGUUUGUGGUGCUCAUUGAGAGUUAUGGCAAAGCUGGGAUUGUGCAAGAGUCUGUUAAGAUCUUUCAGAAAAUGAAGGAUUUGGGUGUGGAGAGGACGAUUAAGUCAUAUAAUACUCUGUUUAAGGUGAUUAUGAGGCGUGGUCGGUAUAUGAUGGCGAAACGGUAUUUCAAUAAGAUGGUAAGUGAAGGUGUAGAGCCAACUAGGCACACUUAUAAUCUAAUGCUGUGGGGGUUCUUUUUGUCGUUGAGGUUAGAGACUGCUUUGAGGUUCUUUGAAGAUAUGAAAACUCGAGGGAUCUCACCUGAUGCUGUUACGUACAAUACUAUGAUCAAUGGGUAUUGUCGGUUUAAGAAGAUGGACGAGGCAGAGAAGUUAUUUGUAGAGAUGAAAGGGAAUAACAUUGAGCCUAGUGUUGUGAGUUACACCACGAUGAUUAAAGGAUAUCUUUCAGUAGACCGAGUUGAUGAUGGUCUGAGAAUCUUUGAGGAGAUGAGAUCUUCUGGUAUUGAGCCCAAUGCGACUACAUAUUCGACGGUGUUACCAGGUCUGUGUGAUGCAGGGAAAAUGGUGGAGGCAAAGAACAUUUUAAAGAAUAUGAUGGCGAAACACAUUGCUCCAAAAGAUAACUCGAUCUUCCUUAAGCUUUUGGUUUCUCAGAGCAAAGCUGGGGAUAUGGCAGCAGCCACUGAGGUGCUCAAAGCCAUGGCUACACUGAAUGUUCCAGCAGAAGCAGGACAUUACGGUGUCUUAAUUGAGAAUCAAUGCAAGGCUAAUGCAUACAAUCGUGCUAUUAAGCUUUUAGACACGCUACUUGAGAAAGAAAUCAUAUUGAGGCAUCAGGAUACUCUGGAAAUGGAGCCCAGUGCUUAUAAUCCAAUCAUCGAGUAUUUGUGCAACAAUGGCCAAACGUCGAAAGCAGAAGUGCUUUUCAGGCAGCUGAUGAAAAGAGGUGUUCAAGACCAAGAUGCCUUAAACAAUCUAAUCAGUGGGCAUGCAAAGGAAGGAAACCCGGAUUCUAGUUACGAGAUUCUGAAGAUUAUGUCGAGGAGAGGUGUCCCUAGAGAAGCAAACGCAUAUGAGCUGCUCAUCAAGAGCUACAUGAGCAAAGGUGAGCCUGGAGACGCAAAAACCGCACUAGACAGCAUGGUCGAAGACGGGCAUGUCCCAGAUUCAUCUCUUUUCAGGUCAGUUAUUGAGAGUUUGUUUGAGGAUGGUAGAGUGCAGACAGCAAGCCGUGUGAUGAUGAUCAUGAUAGAUAAAAACGUUGGCAUUGAAGAAAACAUGGAUUUGAUUGCCAAGAUCUUGGAAGCUCUGUUAAUGAGAGGACAUGUAGAAGAAGCCCUUGGACGUAUAGAUCUUCUGAACCAAAACGGACACGCAGCAGAUCUGGAUAGCCUCUUAUCUGUCCUUAGUGAGAAAGGAAAGACGAUUGCAGCAUUGAAGCUGUUAGAUUUCGGGUUGGAGAGGGAUCUCAGCUUAGAUUUUUCGAGCUAUGAAAAAGUCUUGGAUGCGCUUUUAGGAGCAGGGAAGACACUGAAUGCGUACUCGGUUCUGUGUAAGAUCAUGGAGAAAGGAAGUGCAACAGACUGGAAGAGCUCUGAUGAACUUAUCAAGAGCUUGAACCAAGAAGGGAACACAAAGCAAGCUGAUGUUCUUUCUAGAAUGAUCAAAAAGGGACAAGGAAUCAAGAAACAAAACACUGCUUCUUUAUAGAGACGUAACAAGUGAUUGAUUCUUUCUUUAGCUCUUCUUUUUUUUUUGUGUUUGUUCAAGAACUUACAGUCUUCUGUUAUCCAAAUAAAUCCUUUUCUGAAACUUGAGUUUUGAAGGAGACGUUUGUAUAAUCAGUUCUUUUUGGUAGAACUGUAUUGUUUUUGUUUUCUGGUUUUAUUUUUGGUAGGAUCUUACAGUCUUCUGUGAA